Lathyrus sativus (Indian pea) is the source of this 1254-nucleotide messenger RNA. NCBI's taxonomy places the organism in Eukaryota, Viridiplantae, Streptophyta, Magnoliopsida, Fabales, Fabaceae. The record is from the annotation of a GenBank genome assembly.
AUGAUGGUAAGGGAGGGAGAGAUGAAUUGGCAACAAGGGGAGGUUGAAUCGUUGCAGAGGGAGGAGGAAGAAGCAAUUAGAAACAAUGUUAAUAAUGUUAUGUUUUCGUCGCUCGGAAGGCAGUCAUCGUCGAUAUACUCGCUCACGCUGGAUGAGUUCCAGCAUAGUUUAUGUGAGAGUGGCAAGAAUUUCGGUUCCAUGAAUAUGGAUGAGUUUCUGAGUAGUAUCUGGAAUGCAGAAGAGAAUCAACAACAAGCUGGUUCCAAUAAUAAUAACAACUUGUCUGUGAUUCAGAAGGGGAUUAGUAAACAGGCGAGUCUUCCUCGGCAAAAUUCGUUGUCGAUUCCUGCACCUCUUUGCAGGAAGACUGUAGAACAGGUUUGGUCUGAGAUACACAGAGAACAGCAGCAACAGCAACAACUCCAUCCCAAUAACAAUGUUGCUCAUAAUACCGAGUCUACCCCUCGACAACCGACUUUUGGAGAAAUGACAUUGGAGGAUUUCUUGGUGAAAGCAGGUGUGGUUAGGGAACAGGUUGCAAUGGCGCCUCCUGCAGUUGCAUCUCACCGGCCGCAGCAGCAUUACACUGCUGUGUAUCCGAAUAACACCGCCACAAUGGCUCAGGCUGCUCCUUUCGCUAUUGGCGGAGGCGGUGGGAAUGUGGUUGUACCAACUUACCAAGCGGUGGCUCCGGGAGGUGGGGCGGUUGGAGAGCCUUCGGGUUCGGGGUAUCCUGGGAAUGGUAAAAGGGAUAAUAUAGGUACCGGGUAUCCAGCACCACCUGCCGUUUGCUUUGGAGGGAGGGUGGUGAGCGGAGGAGUAGGCGGUUAUGGAGUGCCAGUGGCACAAACUAUGGGAAUGGGCGGACCAGUUAGUCCGGUUUCGUCCGACGGGAUUGGUAACGAAAACUCGGGUGGUCAAUUUGGACUUGACAUGAGUGGUUUAAGAGGAAGAAAGAGGAUGGGUGAUGGUCCUGUUGAAAGGGUAGUGGAGAGAAGGCAGAGAAGGAUGAUCAAGAAUAGAGAGUCAGCAGCAAGAUCUAGAGCCAGAAAACAGGCAUACACAGUUGAAUUAGAAGCGGAACUGAACCAGUUAAGAGAAGAGAAUUCUCAACUGAAACAAGCACUGGCCGAACUCGAGGCGAGAAGAAGACAGCAGUGUUUAGAGGAAACAAACGUGACGGCUCAAACCAAAGCUCAGAAAGCAAGAGAGAAACUGAGAGGCUUAAGAAGGAACACAAGUUGUCAUCUGUGA